Manduca sexta (tobacco hornworm) is the source of this 7949-nucleotide messenger RNA. It is a transcript of the gene Eogt, whose product is annotated as EGF domain-specific O-linked N-acetylglucosamine transferase. Bases 156 to 1724 code for a protein of 522 amino acids. Gene Ontology annotation, cellular component: endoplasmic reticulum lumen. The record is from RefSeq and is a predicted model, not a curated record. Gene Ontology annotation, molecular function: protein N-acetylglucosaminyltransferase activity. NCBI's taxonomy places the organism in Eukaryota, Metazoa, Arthropoda, Insecta, Lepidoptera, Sphingidae. The transcript is spliced from 8 exons.
AAAAGUUUCAAAAACCAAUCUGACAUUCCACUUUUGUUGUGCAUAAAAUAAACACUACAUUUUUUUACUUAAACAAGUUGCAACCAAGCUGCAACACGUCGUAGACAUUCUGUAUAACCUUGAAUAUAUUACAAGAAAGUUAGAAAAAAAGCACAAUGUGGACAUCGUUUAGGCUUUUAUUUAUCUUAGUAUCUAUACGAUUCACAAAAUCGAUUGAUAUAAAAGACAUAAAUAUACCGGUUGAACAUAUUCCAUACGUUUUUAAUGCAUUCCCAAAUAUUGCAAAAGCUUGUAUUUUGGACCCAGAAUGCCAAUACAAAACAUUGACAGAAACAAAAGCAUGCUGGGGCUAUGAGAAUGAAUGCGAUAUUAAAGAUUCUUACCACAUCAGGCCAAUAUGUCCUGGUGAUCAUAGGGGAUGGGUUAAAACGAAGGAAGCUCAAUAUGAUACUUUUUAUACCCAAGCCGAUUUUGGAUAUAUUAAGGAGCAAAUCAAUGAAUUAAUGGUAAUGUGUCAAGCCUCAUAUCAAGAUGACACUUCAUUGGAAUGUUCAAAAUAUUUAAGGUUUUGCCGAGGUCGCAAUAUGAUGCUUAACUUCACUGGGCUUGUAGGGCGGGGUGAUAAUCUACGAUAUAAAAUGGAUAUUCUUGGUCCUGGUCAAAUAGGUGGUUACUGUAAAUUUUUUUCACAAAGACUUCUUAAGGAAGCAGAACAUAUGAGUGCAUUACAAUCAUGGUCCCCGGAAAUGGUGAAUUUUGUCAAAACUGAUAAGAGGCCUAUAUCUGAUGGUUUAUGUGAUGUAGUUAUUGAUAAACCAACAUAUAUUAUGAAAUUGGAUGCUUCUGUGAACAUGUACCAUCACUUUUGUGACUUCUUCAAUUUGUAUGCCUCUCUGCAUGUUAACUCGACGCAUCCAUCUACUUUCUCCAGAGAUAACCAUAUUUUAGUAUGGGAGACAUUUUCAUAUGAUUCUGCAUUCAAGGAAACUUUUAAAGCAUUUACAAAAAAUCCAAUUUGGGACUUGAAAAAGUUCAGAGGGAAAGUAGUCUGUUUCAAAAAUGUAGUGUUCCCUUUACUACCUCGAAUGAUAUUUGGUCUCUAUUAUAAUACUCCUCUGAUUUAUGGCUGUGAAAGAAGUGGAUUAUUUCAUGCAUUUUCAAAACAUAUAACACAUUCCUUAAAUAUUAAGCUUCAUCCUAGAACAGAUGACAGAGUGCGGGUAACAUUGCUUUCAAGAGGAACGACAUACAGGUCAAUACUGAAUGAAAAGCAAAUAGUAGAAGCACUGAGUAAGGAGAAGGGUUAUUACGUGCAGAAAGUUGUGUAUGAUAGGAAUAUGCCUUUCAAAAAGCAACUAGAGUUGACCCACAACACGGAUGUGUUUGUUGGUAUGCAUGGAGCUGGACUUACGCAUUUAUUAUUUUUACCAGAUUGGGCGGCAGUAUUUGAAGUGUACAAUUGUGAAGACCCCAAUUGUUAUGCUGAUCUCACUAGACUUCGAGGACUAAAAUACGUCACAUGGGAAGACAAAACUAAAUUAGUUCAGCAAGAUGAGGGCCAUGGACCAGGGGGAGGUUCACAUGCGAAAUUCACAAACUAUUCGUUCGAUGUGAAGGAAUUUUUGAGAUUAGUCGAGAAAUGUGCUGAGCACGUACGCAAGCGUCCUGAUUUUAAUAAUUUUAUUUCAGCUUCUUUAAAAAAGAAAUUAAACGAAGAACUUUAAUUUUAAUAAAUCGUAAUCUAUUGUUUUGUGAAAUGUGUAAGUAUCUUGAAACGGUACCUGUUGUUUAAAAUUGUUUUAUUUUGGAGUAAUUGUUACUUUUGUUAAGUAAGUAGUUAGUAGUACAUAUGUCACGAUAAGUUAUUCAACUUAUCGCGAUAUAUGUAUUUAUAUUAAGGUCAGGGGGGCUAGCUCCGGCAUAGUUUUUGCAUACCUCACAUUAGUAAGCUCAUAUAUCAAGCACAAUUUGUUGGUGUACCUAUGUCGAGGUUUAACACAAUUAAUAAUUAUUAUUAAUCGUUUAUAUGUACUUCCAUAUGUUAUUCACAUUAGGGGCCGUUCAAGUAUUACGUAACGCAAUUUUUGAAGGUUUUGGCCCCCCCCACCUCUUAUGUAACACGCCGUAACGUUUUCCUGUACGCCCCCGCCCGCCUCAAAAAUGUAUGUACCUCUAAAUAUUUUUUUUUUGGAAACGUACCGGAAAAUCGCUAAAAUACUUGUUAUUGUUUUAAAAUAAAAAAAACGAUGUUACACAAUGCAUUGUUCGAGCUACACCUCCCGCGCCUGUAACGCAUCGUAACGUUUUACAAGACCCCCCCCCCCUCCAAAUGCGUUACGUAAUACUUGAACGGCCCCUUUGCUAUCUUCAGAAUCAUAUAUACAACUUUAUUUUAAAGCUUGGCCACUAGAAGGCUUUUUCCCUUCAUAAACGGGACAAUCCGUUAAAUGAGUGGAUUACAUGGAAAUCUCUUAUUAUUUGAUGUAUUAAUGUGAUAAGAUUAUAAUGUAUCGGCAGGAGACAGUUCAUUUUGAGCAUAAAAAAUACACGUCGAAUUGAGAAUAUUCUUUCUUUGAUGUCGGUUAAAAUCUUAAAAAUAAUGUCUCGCCUGCUGUUUAUGUGCCAAUAUGUGCAAUAUUUUUCGGGGGCUAUUCCGGCACCAAGAGAAAGCCCAGGCUUAUACUAAAGUUUUUUUUAUCGUUUUACGCCAUCUAGGUGUUUUUAUAGGAACUAAGGAGUUAAGCAGUUUUAUGGAUAAGAUUCCUCAAUUCGAACGCCGUAAUUUAAAAAGGAUAAUUCGCUCCGUAUACGGAACAGGACCGCCUGACCUUAGAUGAUUUUCUCAUGUUCCUAAUCUAUGCAACAUAAAUGCCCAAAACCAACUAUUUAUGUUAACGUAGUAUGCUUGGCAGUUGCAUAGAGUAGAUUUCGCCGCCCGGAUCGAACCCACAGUUUGAAGCUCCAAGGCGAGCGAGAGCAAAACGAAGCAUUGCGUUCACAUUGUCAAUGAACAUAAGGAAACAAAACAUGUUUUACAUAUUUUAACAGACGAGAUUUAAAAAUUACAUUAUGUUUACGAGGGUGCGAACGCAAAUAUUAAGAACAAAUCAUUUUUAGCCCUUAUGGCACGUGGCACUAUACCUUUUUAAUGAACACUAGUAGUUAUGAUGUUCGCUGUUUUAGUAUUUGACUAUCUUGUCAAUUAAUAGACUACGGAAACUAACGUGAAUACAGGGGAACGAUACCUACUUAAGAAUUUUCUUUUUGUCUUCUUUUUAUUAUUCUGUGAUUUAGCAAUGUAUGUAAGCUCAAAUUUUAUUUGAUAAUAAGUAAUAUGGAAUUCAUUUCGUCUAAAUGAAUUUAAUAUCUCAUGCAUAAUCUCUUAGUCAUAGUCACAAGAUUGUUAGCAAAGUGUAGUUAGUGUAGCUAAAUGAUAGAAGAAAAUUUAAAAGCCUUUUGAACAAACACAGUGAUACAAAAAAAAAUAUACACCGUUACUUUUUAAUUACCAAAAAUAAAAAAUAGCGUUAUUUGCUGUUGUUUUUAAACACAUAGUUGACAAAAAAAUAUGAUGUCAUAAGAUUAUCCCUAAAAUAAAUAUAAUUUUUAGUCAAAAGUUGCACUGAUACAAAAUGUUGGCCUUCUACCGUCCAUUAGUAAAUUGUCAAUUGAUGAACGUCAAACUGACCUGUGAUCUACAUAGUAUUUAUUAUUUAGUACUCAGAAAUUCACUACAUGUUGUGUCCAUAAUCAAAGUCCUUAAUUAUAAAAAAAAUUGCCCAUAGUUAAAUUAAUGCAGGAUUUAUGAAAAAUUUUACUCGUUAUAACUUUUCCAUUUAGAUUUAGACUAAAAUUCCGACCGCAUAUUUAUGAUAUCUUCCUUUGUAAAUAAACUCCAUUUCUGUUUUUGGGUACUUAAAAACGAUUGAUGUUUUCAUCAUAGUGGAAGCUUUGAAACGUGGCAAUUGAUGACAUUUAAAAACAACUCACUUAGGCUGGCUUGCAUAACGACUUAAUAAAUAUAAUUAACGUUAAAUAAAUUGAAUUCAUAGUCUGCCUUUUGUCAAUUCCUUAUAGAUGGCGAUGAUUAAAGACCGGCGAUAGCCUAGUUGGUUGUGGAACGGAAUGCCGAGAUGAACCGUAGGUUCAAAACCCAAGGGCACACACCUCUGACUUUUCUAAAAAUUAUGUGUGUAUUCUUUGUGAAUUAUCGCUCGCUUUAACGGUGAAGGAAAACAUCGUUAGGAUCCUGCACGCCUGAGAAGUUCUCUUUAGGAAUUUCGAAGGUGUGUGAAGUCUACCAAUCCGCACUAGGCCAGCAUGGUGGACUAAGGCCUAAUCCCUCUCAGUAGUAGAGGAAGCCCAUGCCCAACAGUGGGACAGUAUAUAAGACAGGGCUGAUAUAAUAGAUGACAGUGAGGAGAGAGAUGUGAGAUUACAGAGACAAAGUCGUGCAAGCCAUCCUAAGUGACAAAUUCAACCAAUUCCAUUUAGUGGUUUAUGCGUUAACUUCUAGCAAACUUACAAAACAACUUCACAAUCGUUCACAUUUAUAAUAUUAGUAUCUAGGAUUGGACACAUUCAGCAUUUCAAUAGGUUAAUUAAGUAAGUACUCAGUACUCUGUGAGCUACCAUGUACUUCGAAGCUCGAAACAUUGCAAAUAAUCUCGUUGUAGGUACUUCACAAAAAUGUUAUAUGGAGAUAGUUAUAACGUGUGAUUUUGUUAAGGGUCAACGAUUUAUCUCCACGCGGCUUUUUUUUUAUUGUUAUAUUAAGCGUACUAGAUGAUCAGUCAGUUUCAGUGUACAUUUAACUUAAGAUCAUCUUAAAUUAAAUGUAGCUCCACUAUCAUUAUGAUUAUAAUGUGAUCAGUAUUGCACAAUUUGCAGGCGCGGUAUGCGCUGUUCCUUGCUGUGAUGUUUUCGAUUAAAUAGUUGAAUUAUAAAUCAAAUAAAUUUAAUUGCAUUUUGUCUAGUAUUUAAAAGACACGUAUGAAGAAUUUGUAGUAUUUAUUGUUUUACUUUUACGGAUGUAAAGUGAAAUGUGGUAGCCAAAAUUAUAAGAUCUACGUGUAGCUAUAGUAGUAAUUAGGUAUUACUCGCGGCUGUGCCCGUGAGACUAGCUUUUCUCGCUAUAUUUUUUUUUAAAACACUAUAGGCUCAUAGCGUCAGUGUUAUCUAUUUAAAAACUAGAUUUAAAAAAAUGUGUGUGUAUGCAAUUGACACACGGUAGAAGUGAAACUUUUAAAAAAUAGCCUCCUAGAGAUUGAGAACGUUUAUUAUUUUGGCAUAAUAUUAAACAUACUUAUUAAUUUAUUAGUAAGAUUAAAAUAUUCCCUACCAUGAUCAUUAGAUACCGUACCUAAUGACAACUGAUCCAUAUAAAAAACAUAAAAUAAAAUAAUUUUAUGACGUUAAAACUUGAACCCUUUGUACCCAAAAUUCGAUUUUGUCACAUCGCACGUUAAAAACAAAAGUGGCAUUAUACGAAAUUUGACGGUAUUGAGUUAGAACGACAUUUGAAAUCGCAAUAGGCCAAUUAGGGUAUCACUAGAUGUCACAAGUGUCUAUUCAUAGUUUUAUGUUUUGUGUUUGUUCGUUAAACAUAAACUGACACUAAUCCAGUUCGUGUCCAGUCGUCAGCGACAAUUAAUGUCGCUCUAACUCAAUACCUCCAAAUUUCGUAUAAUGCCACUUUUGUUUUCAACGUGCGACAUGUGUAAACACAUCGAAUCAUCAUUUAGACGAAAUAGCCCUGGCAAUCGGCAUUCCAGGGUCUAAUCACGCCACUAGUUAGUAGGUAGCGUCUUGCCUGUUUUGUUAGCAUUGCCGAUGCUUGUGUCGCGAAAGGUUGCGAAAUUAUUAAAAACGACGAUAUAGUAUACUAUAUUUAUGGAUGAUUCUUAUUGGUGUUGCUAGGUUUUUAGUAAUUUCGCGACCUUUCGUGACACUCCCGCUCGGAAGAAAAGAGAUAUUGAUUUGUCAACUCCUUUGUCCAUUCUCUGAUCUUCAGCGCUUGGACGUUCACUAUACGCAGUAUUCUAUUAUAUCUAACUGUUCGUCUAUACUAUUGUUAAUUUCAUUUGUCACUGUGUUAUCACUUGUUAUCGACUCUAGGUUGUCGAUAGGUAAUUGGUUAAUUGCUUGAAAAUUGUUUCAUUAAGUUCCGCGGAUUCAUCUUUUUCAUUUGUUAAAGGUAUUUCUUUAUUAACCCGUGUUUUUUGUGUUUUGCAAUGGGUACUUUUGCGAUUGUAAUUUCAUCUACGUCCUUUAUGACUUUCGGUUGAUGGUAGCGCAUGCUUUUCGUCCGUUUCUUCUAUUUCCAAUGGGUAUAAGUGAGUAAUUAAUCUUGUAAAAGAAGAGUUUCCCACCUUUACCUUUACUGACCGACAUCUGAUAAGAUGCUCUAAUAAGAGAAACUAUUUCGCCAACUUUUCGACAUUCACGGUUUUUACUUUCUUUGAUCUGACCUACUUUAGGUACCUCCUUCGAUAAUAUUCUGGGUCCUUUGUGAGAAUUCCAAUAUCUUUUCUUCAGGCUCGAAAGACAUCGGUUUGCAAAUAUUUCUUUAAAUUCUUUUAGAAUUAUUCUAGCUUUUCUUCAACUCUAUACUAGGUCUGCCUUAGUAGUUGUACCUUCUAGUAGAUUUUUUUCCUGCGAAUCUACUAAGGUGAUGGAUCUACCAGGCGUAAGGAAGUUUGCUGGUGUGGGAACAUGUUCUAUUUCGGUGUCUACAGACGUUAAGGGUCCAGUAUUCAAUAUUGCCUCAAUUUCUUUCAUCACUGUCAUCAACUGAGUAUCCUUCAGUAAGUGUUUCUGUAAAGUCCUCUUCAUGCAGUGCUUAACUAAGCCCACUAAUCUUUCAUAGAAAUAUGCUACUUUGAUUCUGAUUGCAACACGGCUUCGAUACUAUUUCCUAUAUUGAUUUGAAAUAUAACGCGUUAUGAGUGUCGGUACACCUAUAACCGAUAUCAUUCUUGUAAGGGCAAGUAAGCCUUCUUCUGCUGUCAAAUCGUGUACCAUUUCUAAAUAUACGGCUCUAAUAGCUAGACAAGUAAAUAGACAUAAUCCAUCUUUUACUUAGGCUGUUUGGUGUGCUAACUAAAAUGGUCCAAGGUAAUCUAUCCCUGUAAAUGUAUAUGGUUUACUGAAAUUAACCCUUUCAAGAGGGAGCGUUGGUGUAGGUAGUAGUUUGAAUGGUCCACCACUACGUUUAAUGCGCCUUUUACAUUUCUUCAUUUUUUUUUGAUCUUUGCUCUUUCCUUGCGGGAUCCAAUAAGAUUGUCUUAUAAUACUCAAUGUAUGGUUUGCUCCUACGUGGUAAUUUUUCUCACGUGUCGUGUUACUAAUAUUAUCUGUAAAUUCACAAUAUUUCGGAAUGAGUAUAGGGUAUCUUUUAUCGAAUGACCAGUCUGCAUUUUUCUUUCUUUACACCUUAAUAUAUCGUCAAUAUCUUUAACGAACCUAUGUUUCUGCUGAGAUUUGUCUCAUUUUCUUUUAUUUCUUUGGGAAAAAGCUCAGACUGAAUGUUUUUUAAGUUUGUAGUGUUGAUUCUUGUUAUUUCUUUUAUUCUUAUGUUGAAGUCUGAGUUCUGUUCCAUCCCUUUUGAGGAUUCGUUCGAUGUUUGGAGGUUGACUGUCUUCUUUACAGUCGAUUUCGUGAGAGCCCGUGUGCAGUGGGGCAAAAUAUAGGCUUGUUUGACAUAUUUCAGUUUCCAACCGUAAUAUUUUUCAUAACGUAAUCUGACUAUAACUUUUGUAAAAUUAUAGAGCAAGGUUUUUAAAUGUAUUUAUAACUAUUUUAUCUAGUUUGAUUUUAUUUAAGUAUCAAUUUGUAAGGUCAUUGGAAAUCAGCUUUAUUACAUUUUUGACACGUAUUAAUUAUAUAAUUUUUUUAUUAAUUACUAAAAUCGAAUUUAUUAAGUUAUAAUAAUAAACGCAUUCCGAGAA